AUGUCGAAUCCAGGGACCCGGAGAAACGGCUCCAGCAUCAAAAUCCGGCUCACAGUAUUAUGUGCCAAGAAUCUUGCAAAAAAAGAUUUCUUCAGACUUCCUGAUCCAUUUGCAAAAAUAGUAGUAGACGGAUCAGGUCAGUGCCAUUCAACUGACACUGUGAAGAACACAUUAGACCCCAAGUGGAACCAGCAUUAUGAUCUAUAUGUUGGGAAAACAGAUUCUAUAACCAUCAGUGUAUGGAAUCACAAGAAAAUACACAAGAAACAGGGAGCUGGCUUCCUGGGGUGUGUCCGUCUCCUUUCCAAUGCCAUCAGCAGACUAAAAGAUACUGGAUACCAGCGUUUGGAUCUAUGCAAAUUAAACCCCACAGAUACUGAUGCAGUACGAGGCCAAAUAGUGGUCAGUUUACAGACACGGGACAGAAUAGGCUCAGGAGGUUCUGUGGUAGAUUGUAGAGGGCUGUUGGACAACGAAGGAACGGUUUAUGAAGAUUCUGGACCUGGAAGGCCACUAAGCUGUUUUAUGGAGGAACCAGCACCAUAUACAGAUAGUACUGGUGCUGCUGGUGGAGGAAAUUGUAGGUUUGUGGAAUCUCCUAGUCAAGAUCAGAGACUUCAGGCACAGCGACUUCGAAACCCUGAAGUCAGAGGUCAUGUACAAACACCUCAGAAUAGACCACAUGGUCAUCAGUCACCUGACCUACCUGAAGGUUAUGAACAAAGGACAACGGUACAGGGACAGGUUUAUUUUUUGCACACACAGACUGGAGUUAGUACGUGGCAUGACCCCAGGAUACCAAGAGACCUUAACAGUGUGAAUUGCGAUGAACUCGGACCUCUGCCACCGGGUUGGGAAGUGAGAAGUACAGUAUCUGGAAGAAUAUAUUUUGUAGAUCACAAUAACAGAACCACACAGUUCACAGACCCAAGAUUACAUCACAUCAUGAACCAUCAAUGCCAACUAAAAGAACCGAGCCAGCCUUUGCCAGUCCCAAAUGAGGGGUCAUUAGAAGAUGGUGAGGAGUUGCCUGCACAAAGAUAUGAAAGAGACUUAGUACAGAAAUUAAAAGUCCUUAGACAUGAACUCUCUCUUCAGCAACCACAAGCUGGUCACUGCCGCAUUGAAGUAUCCAGAGAAGAAAUAUUUGAGGAGUCCUACCGUCAGAUAAUGAAGAUGAGGCCAAAAGACUUGAAAAAGAGGCUGAUGGUGAAAUUUCGAGGAGAAGAAGGCUUGGAUUAUGGUGGAGUGGCAAGAGAGUGGUUGUAUUUACUGUGCCAUGAAAUGUUGAACCCCUAUUAUGGACUCUUCCAGUACUCUACUGACAAUAUUUACAUGCUGCAAAUCAAUCCAGACUCUUCUAUCAAUCCUGAUCACUUGUCAUAUUUCCAUUUUGUUGGUCGGAUAAUGGGUUUAGCUGUGUUCCAUGGACACUACAUCAAUGGGGGUUUCACAGUUCCCUUCUACAAACAGCUGCUGGGGAAACCCAUUCAGCUAUCUGAUCUGGAAUCUGUUGACCCAGAACUGCACAAGAGUUUAGUUUGGAUUUUAGAGAAUGACAUCACCCCAGUGUUGGACCAUACUUUCUGUGUGGAACACAAUGCUUUUGGGCGCAUUCUGCAGCAUGAGCUCAAACCAAAUGGCAGAAAUGUUCCUGUUACAGAAGAGAACAAGAAAGAAUAUGUCAGGUUGUAUGUAAACUGGCGAUUUAUGAGAGGAAUUGAGGCACAGUUUCUGGCUCUACAAAAAGGCUUUAAUGAACUUAUUCCUCAACACUUACUAAAGCCUUUUGACCAGAAGGAGCUUGAGCUAAUAAUAGGAGGCCUGGAUAAGAUAGACCUGAAUGACUGGAAGUCAAACACGCGUCUAAAGCACUGCAUGGCAGAUAGCAAUAUCGUAAAGUGGUUCUGGCAAGCCGUGGAAACGUUUGAUGAGGAAAGAAGGGCGAGGCUGUUACAGUUUGUGACUGGGUCCACACGUGUCCCUCUUCAAGGUUUCAAGGCUUUGCAAGGCGCUGCAGGACCCAGGCUGUUUACCAUCCAUUUGAUAGAUGCAAAUACAGACAACCUUCCAAAAGCCCACACUUGCUUUAACCGGAUUGACAUUCCGCCUUAUGAGUCCUAUGAGAAGCUUUAUGAGAAGCUACUGACAGCCGUGGAAGAGACAUGUGGAUUUGCUGUGGAGUGA
This is a messenger RNA of Emys orbicularis (European pond turtle), 2187 nucleotides long. RefSeq names its product SMAD specific E3 ubiquitin protein ligase 1 (gene SMURF1). The transcript is spliced from 18 exons. Gene Ontology annotation, biological process: negative regulation of BMP signaling pathway; protein polyubiquitination; proteasome-mediated ubiquitin-dependent protein catabolic process. Bases 1 to 2187 code for a protein of 728 amino acids. Gene Ontology annotation, cellular component: cytoplasm. NCBI's taxonomy places the organism in Eukaryota, Metazoa, Chordata, Testudines, Emydidae. The record is from RefSeq and is a predicted model, not a curated record. Gene Ontology annotation, molecular function: protein binding; ubiquitin protein ligase activity.